Sycon ciliatum is the source of this 2432-nucleotide messenger RNA. RefSeq lists its product as uncharacterized. Bases 309 to 1640 code for a protein of 443 amino acids. NCBI's taxonomy places the organism in Eukaryota, Metazoa, Porifera, Calcarea, Leucosolenida, Sycettidae. The record is from RefSeq and is a predicted model, not a curated record. The transcript is spliced from 10 exons.
ACCGGUAGUACUUGCUUGCUGGCACUGCAUCCUCUUGCCGGAGCUUGGCCUUCCAUCACCAGUGGAGAGGACUUCUCGUUUAGUACGGUCCUGUUUUUUUUUCGGCUUUGCGAGUUCUCCCACUCCCAGGACUUGUUGCUUUGGUCCUUUCCAUUUUAGGCCAGCGUCACUGUCCGCCGACGACCUUCAUACACAACGAGACUACUGUAUCUCGUUGGUGAAGCCACGGAGUAGACCUUGCUGAGCACGACUAAUCCGAUCACCAAUUUUUAGACCUAUUUUAAGUAACUCUACCACUCAACGUAACUAUGGGCCGAGGAGUACGGAAAGAAUACAGCAGGGGACCAAUGAUAGCAGAAUGCCGGGAGUCAGCAGGACCCUGGCCUGAUUGUUUUGAUCUCAACUACACACUGGAUAGUCGUGAUCCCGUUAAAACACACAAUGCUGUUCAGCACCCUUCUCGUAGUUCCCCGAUGUUGUCGACGCGGCAAGAUCUCGCAAUGGACUUUCCUGGCAAAGGCACUGAUGGAUUUUUAAAGACAGCAAAGGGUGCACUGCGAGAUUGUCGGGAUUCAGGUGCACCUGCACCUGCACCUUGGCCUAACUGUUUCGACCUAAACUACACCCUGCAAAGUGGUGAAAGUGGAAAGAAUGCACACAAUCCUGUUUCGCAUCACUCCUUCAGUUCACCAAUAUCAACCGCCCCUGGCAAUUCGGCAUCGGAAUUCUUGAGUAAACAAAGUUCUCCAUUUGAUUUCGAUGAUUUUCUAGCAACCUUGAAGCCCGAGGAGCCCGACAGUAGCCCCCAGGCUAAUACCGGUAACACAUCGCGCUUUAAACAGUUCUUCGACGAUUCACAUGGGACGCCGCCACCUCGUGGCCUCCGGCACGUUCAUCCGUCUGCUGAUCAUCAUAGCAAAGAUGAACAACAGGCUAUCAUUCCACCAUAUCAAAGCUGUCAAGCCAAUGCAGCAGCACCUGGUCAUCCAACGCACCUCUCCACGCAGCACCGCAUGUACGAACUCCAACAGCAUCAACAGUUACCGCGAAGAGGUCGCAAGGUGUCCAGCCGACGCCAAGCCCCCUCCAAACCCCUGUCACAGCAGCCAUCCAAUGGCAGUCCCGAAGUGCGCCACCCGUCUCCAUGCAAUCCCUUCGACUGUCACAACAUAGAUGACAUCACCGAAGCAGAUAUGGCAGCAGCAACUGCUCGCUUUCUAACAAUCAGAAAAGCAAGCGUGGCGUCUUCUUUAAAUGAAACUAAUACUACACGGCCAACAGAAGAAAGUCCAGUGGAGGCAACUCCUCCACCUGUAGACCGAGAACGACCUCGCUAUAAGGCUCAGCAACAAUCAUCGAACCCAUCGCGGUGGUCUCCCAGUACUGCUGCAUCGGCAAACGCUGCCAAUGCUACGUCCGCUGGUCCAUCAGCGCCACCCUCUAACAUGGCCACAGCAGCAUUACUUCAGGCUAGGCUGCUUGCACAGCAGCGCGCCGCAUCCUCCGGAAUCUUUCCCGGAGGGCAAGUCACUCAGCUGGUGCGACCGCCAAUGCCAGUCUACCAAGCUGGAGUUCAGGGUGGCUUGCCACUUCAAUCUGCAGCUCUCCUCUCACAGUUUGUAUGGCUCAAUGUUCUAUGACCAAACCUUGCCAUGUCUUCUCUCUUAAAGUCUCCAGACACCCUGUUGUCUGCUAAACUGUCUUAAAACCGUCUUUUGUACAUCUUGUGUACCGCCUUCAAUGCCAGUCAUAUGCUCUCAUUUCUAGCAUUGAAAAUCUCUGUAUUAUUCAGCCAGCCAAGUUGUGGCUGCAUCACUACAUUUCUUCUGCAUUCUCCUUGAUGCAUCCUCAUGAUCUGGAACAGUCCCAUUGCACGCGAUCCGCUACUUCCACACCUCAUCUACGGAGUUAUUUUUCAGAAAGAAGGCAUAGUUUCUUAGACGACUUACCCUUUUCUAGCUUAUUUUCACAGCAGCCAUACAUACCUCUGUUACUUUAGUCUUGUUUACUCCCCAUGUUACCCGCCAAGGCCGUUUUUUACUCAGUCUGUUGCCAUAUCAUCAGCCUUUGUACUCGUCCCCCGUUGUUGUCCUCGCUGCCAAGUAGGUUGAUUAUGCAUCUCUCUCUUUCUGUUCCUUUGAAUCCACAUGCGGCGUGUGGUGUCAGCUUCCACUUACUCUGUACUUUUCGUUGCUGACCUUUUACAACUCUUUACUUUCUUGUAGAUUGAUCUCUGUGAGCGCUUUCUUGAAUUAUGUUUACUUUCAAAUACAUAAUACCUUGUGAUUGUAUUCUCUUUCCAUUCUUUCCUAGGGUUUCUAGCCAGCAUGCAUCUAAUGUCUUUUUUAGCGCUCCUCAGCGCAUCAACUCUUUCUUGAUAUACAUAAUCAUACUGGUAUGUCCUAAAGUUAAAGGUUCCUCUACAUCGUCUU